AUACCAACUUAUGGUCACACUGACCAAUACCUUAAACCUAUCACUAAGAAAAUAGUAAACAAACCGCAAGCAUGAAUCCGUUAACAAAUAUGCGAAAUGUGUUAAAACUUAGCGAACAUGAGCUACAAAAUCCAAAUGGCAAGAGCUGGCACGACAUGUACCGCGGCUCAGCGUGGAUAUUUAUUGCCGGCUUCCCCUACACUCUCUCCGAGGGCGACAUCAUCUGCGUCUUCUCGCAAUACGGCGAAAUUGUCAACAUUAAUUUGGUGCGCGACAGCAAAACGGGAAAAUCAAAAGGAUUCUGUUUUUUGUGCUACGAGGAUCAACGGUCAACAGUGCUGGCUGUGGAUAACUUGAAUGGGAUUAAAAUAUUGGAUAGAUCAUUGCGUGUUGACCAUGUGGCGGAUUACAAGCCGCCUAAGGACAACGAGAAAUUAGACGAAGAGACGUUGCGGCUCUACAUGGAAGGAUGUGCUCCAAAGCCCAUUAAUCAGAGUUCUAGCACUGUUGAUGAUAACAUUAAGAAGGAAAAGAAGGAUAAGCAUAAGAGAUCUAAAGAAAAAAAAUUAAAGAAACGACGUGAGAGUUCAGAUUAGUAAAUUAUAAAUAAUGUUUAAUACAUAAGUGAAAUAAAAAAAAGUAGAUUCGCAAAGAUUUCACUGGACUUGUUAUGAUUUAUUCGCUGUCGCUGAAUAUAUCUCUGGCAUCAGCAAACUCAUCAGGAUUAUAGUCUUCAUCAUCAUCAUCGUCGUCGGAAUUGGAGUCGAGUCCUUCGGCCUCGCGUAGAAUACGACGCUUAAAGCGUUCAUAGGCGCUGCCCUGACGAUCCACAUUGCAAAAGUCCACAUCAUCCACGAAGGCAUCGGCCUCGGUAUCGAUGGUGUGCACAUAUGGAUCCUGGAAGGUAUUGUAAUCCUCAUCCUCGCUGGACUCGCACUCAUCGUCCUCAUCAUCGUCAUC
Messenger RNA from Drosophila nasuta, 960 nucleotides. RefSeq names its product RNA-binding motif protein, X-linked 2. Gene Ontology annotation, biological process: mRNA splicing, via spliceosome. The record is from RefSeq and is a predicted model, not a curated record. Lineage: Eukaryota; Metazoa; Arthropoda; Insecta; Diptera; Drosophilidae. Bases 72 to 596 code for a protein of 174 amino acids. Gene Ontology annotation, cellular component: precatalytic spliceosome; catalytic step 2 spliceosome; U2 snRNP. Gene Ontology annotation, molecular function: RNA binding. The transcript has a single exon.